This is a messenger RNA of Penicillium mononematosum, 1401 nucleotides long. RefSeq names its product putative cell surface protein (gene cspA). The record is from RefSeq and is a predicted model, not a curated record. Bases 1 to 1401 code for a protein of 466 amino acids. The transcript has 3 exons. Lineage: Eukaryota; Fungi; Ascomycota; Eurotiomycetes; Eurotiales; Aspergillaceae.
AUGGUCAACUCCGUUGCUAUUCUGGCUCUUGCCAGCCCGGCCUUCGCCGGUAUCAUGCAGGCUCGUGGCGAGCAGUUCGUCCGUCCCGCCGCUCAGAGCUCUGCCGCUGUCGCUGCCCCUGCCCACGCUGAGGGCUGGGGCGAGAGCUGGUCCAAGCCGGCCGAGCAUGUGUCGACUCACGACUCCUGGUCCAAGCCGACCGAGCAUGUGUCGACUCACGACUCCUGGAGCAAGUCCACUGAGUCGUGGACAACCCCGUGCACCACCUCGACCACCACCCCGGUGCACCACCACACCACCACCACCCCGGUGCACAGUGACACCACUACCCCGGUGCACAGCAACACCACCACCCCAUGCACCACCUUGACCACCCCGGUGCACACCACCACCCCGGUCCAGAGUAACAGCACCACCCCUUGCACCACCUCGACCACUCCGGUUCACGAGCACACCACCAAGCCUCACCACCCCGUGAAGCCUGGCACCACCAAGACGCUCACCUUUGUGACCACCACCUGCCCUGUCACCUCGUCUACUGUCACCUCUGGCUCUAAGACCUGGACUGUUCCCGUCACUGGAACAAGCACCAUCACCAUCACCAAGACCACUGUCUGCACCAUCCCGCCCCCCCACCCCACCGCAGGCCCCACCGCCCCUGUUCUGAAGCCCACCGGAGAUGUCGUGAUUCCUGAGAAGCCCCACCACUCCAAGCCCGUUGAGCCCAAGCCUGUCGAGACCAAGCCCGUUGAGCCUAAGCCUGUCGAGACCAAGCCUGCUGUCCCUGCUCACUCUGAGCCUGCUGUCCCCGCUCACUCUGAGCCUGCUGUCCCCGCCCACUCUCAGCCCGCUGUCCCCGCCCACUCUCAGCCCGCUGUUCCCGCUCAGUCGCAGCCCGCUGUUCCCGCCCAGUCGCAGCCCGCUGUCCCCGCCCAGUCGCAGCCCGCUGUCCCCGCUCAGUCGCAGCCCGCUGUCCCCGCUCAGUCGCAGCCCGCUGUCCCUGCCCAGUCGCAGCCCGCUGUUCCCGCUCAGUCGCAGCCCGCUGUCCCUGCCCAGUCGCAGCCCGCUGUUCCCGCUCAGUCGCAGCCCGCUGUCCCUGCCCACUCGCAGCCCGCUGUUCCCGCUCAGUCGCAGCCCGCUGUCCCUGCCCACUCGCAGCCCGCUGCCUCCAAGCCCGCUGCCUCCCAGCCCGCUGCUUCCAAGCCUGCUGAGAGCAAGCCCGCUGCCCCCAAGGAGACCCAGCCCGCUGCCCACCCCUCCGUCCCUGAGGCCCCCGAGGCUCCCUCCAAGCCUGAGGAGCCCGUCUCCCCCUCCUCCAACGAGUUCACCGGUGCUGCCUCCAACGUUAAGCCCGUUGCUGGCCUCCUCGCUGGUGUUGUUGGUCUCAUGGCUCUCCUGUAA